Molecule: messenger RNA, 1062 nt
Organism: Torulaspora delbrueckii
Lineage: Eukaryota; Fungi; Ascomycota; Saccharomycetes; Saccharomycetales; Saccharomycetaceae
Product: regucalcin
Exons: 1
Coding region: 1-1062 (353 amino acids)
Biological process (GO): L-ascorbic acid biosynthetic process
Molecular function (GO): calcium ion binding; gluconolactonase activity
Source: RefSeq, a predicted model, not a curated record
AUGCCUGCCGCCGAAGUUGUAGAUUUUACUAAGCUCAAACCAUACUACCAUGCUCCGGGUGCCAGGUUAUCUGAGGGCAUCACGUAUAUGAAUGAGACUAAGACGCUGGUGUGGGUAGACAUUUACAAGGGCGAAGUUCAUAAGGUAGAACAUAUUCAGAAACCAGAGACUUCGCACGACUAUAUCAAUAUUGGCUUGGACAACUACAAAUCGAACGCACAUAUUAAAUACCCACAUCCUGAAGCUGCGAAAGAGACCAUCGGUGUAGUGUUCCCACUGGUUGAGAAAGAACAGACAGACCACAUCGAGAGAGUGCUGUUUGCUUCCAAAUACGGAAUUGCCAGGGCCAGCUUUGUCACUAAGGAAUGGGAAUACAUUGUGCUGUACACCGAUUGCCCCAAUAUUGCGCAAGAUAGAGCACUUCGUCUAAGGUCCAACGACGGUAACGUCUCUCCUUGCGGUCAUUAUCUCUAUGUUGGACUCAUGAAUGAUUUUGACUAUCCUUUAAAGGAUGAAGGCUGUAUCGUGCGUGUUCAUUUGCGUAACAAAACGGUCGAGAUGAUCUGGGACAGAAUUAAGAUCCCAAAUGCUAUCCAUUGGAAUGAGAAGGGUGACACCAGUUACAUCACAGAAUCCCUAAAGUACACCAUUUGGGCCUUCAACGAGAAGACCGGUGAGAAGAAACCUUUAAUUGAUAUUAAGAGCUCGAACAAUGAAUCAUUCGAAUCCCCUGAACCUGACGGAAGUGCUAUGGACCAUUUGAACAACCGUCUUUAUGUUUGCAUCUUCUCUACCGGGAAGAUUCAAGAAUACUCUCUCCAUGAUGGUAAACUACUAAAGGAAUACUUGCUCCCACCACAAACGCCUAAUAUUACCUGUUGCACAAUAGCCGGCAACGAUCUCUAUGUUACAACGGGUAAUCAACAUGUCGAUAAGGGUCCAGAGGCCUCUAGCGACAAACGUGGUGGGUCUCUUUACAAGUUACCUAAUGUUGUGCCAUUCGCUACGGAGUCGACAUUAAUUGAAUUUGUCUCUUCUAAGAGACUGCCCAUUUUUGACUAA